AUGUCAGAAAGCAACAGAAUCGCAGUGCAUGACGCUGGAAUCCUGUCGAAUUUAUUGCCUUGCCUGACUAGGAAGGACAUCGAAGAACCAGAAAGUGCAUUGCUGAGGAAACUAUGCGAGUCUUUACUACCUCUCGGUACGCGCCGUCUGGAAGAAACAGCUCAGAUCUUCAAGUUAGCCUGUGAGGAAGACUUCGUAAGGGAACUGUUACUAGAAGCUUUACAGAAGUCUAAGCAGCCUCCAGCUAUUCAGUUCGACUUGUCACAUUCAGGGCACUGUUCAAUUGAGCUUGCAUCUUUGCCACGAUCGUUUCCUCCUGCCACCGGAUAUACGUUCUCGUCCUGGAUUAAGAUUGAUCAAUUCGACUCGGCCUGCCACACAACAAUUUUUGGAGCAUUCGACGCCAGCCAGACAUGUUUUGUCCUUGUGUAUAUCGAAAAGGAUACUCACCAGCUGAUCUUGCAAACGUCUGUCACGGCAAAAAGACCAAGCGUGCGAUUCAAAAAGUUCAGGUUUGCAGCUGCAGAGUGGUAUCAUAUUGCUAUCGUGCACCGCCCUUCGAGGACUACCGGUCUUAAUCCAGCUAUCCUUUAUAUUAAUGGGCGCUGUAUAGAAGAGCAACAUUGUCCUUACCCAGAAGUACCGCCUCUCGUACCAGAAGUUCGCGCUCCUGUUCCUUCUCAGGUUGUUAACACCACCCGAAGACCGGUGCAAGCUUUCUUCGGCACGCCACAAGACCUUGCCUCCCAAGCAGGCGAUCGAGUCUUAAAUAUGAAGUGGUCUCUUGCAAGCGCUCAUUUGGUUGACACAUCACUUUCUCCAGAGCUUGUUGCAGUUCAUCAAAAGCUAGGGCCCCGUUAUUGUGGCAACUUUCAAGACUGUGUCGGACCAUUCUUGACCUACCGUGCUUCGGCCGAGCUCAACAGAUAUAACGAGAUGUUACACGCAGAUAGAGACGACAAAUCUGAGAUUGUGAAGGCUACACAAUCCCACGGCAGCGAAUUGCUUCCCGAAGGGAAACUAUUGAUCAGUCUAUCAGCCUCCGCAAUCAUAAACACGAAUGGCCUUCUGGCGAAUGGUGUCAAUAUUGCAGACAUGCUUGACGAAAAAGCCACUGCACAUCUCCAAUCUCUUACGCGCAACGGCAACUCUCUGUUGUUGAAUGCGGCGAGACCCACGAUUAAAGAAGCCAUUACAAGAUCUUAUGGAGCCGCUGUGAUCACUGGUCAUCCCAUCUUGACUCUCACUCGCGGUCUGGAUGAUGGUAGUUGGCAGAUUGGCGGUUGCUUGUCCAUCAACAUGAAGAUAAUCCAGAGUGCAACAACAGCUGAUUCUCUCGUCACAUCGGUAGAGAUACUCUUCCAGUGUAUAUUGGACAACUGGCGGACCAGCGAAGUCAUGGAAAAGGAUAAUGGGUUUGGCAUCCUAGCCGUUCUUCUGAGAGAGAAACUUGGAAUACAUACCAGCGGCUCUGGUAGCAGUAGGACCGUCCCAGUAGCCAGGACUGUGCAAGAGAAAGAAGAGUUGGCUUCGAGACUUCUCCAAAUUGUGCUGGCAUUUGUCGGCUACGAUAUCAAGCAUCCCGAGAAAUCUUUGCUCAUCAAUCCCAUGGCUUAUAGGGUCCUCCUGGUAGAUUUCGACACAUGGCGGACGAUAAGUACUGAAACUCAGAAACUCUAUUACCAACAGAUUGCUGGUUUCGUCUGGAAGAACAACAACCAGACGUUCAACAUGAAGCGCUACAAUAAAAUGAGAGUCGUUCGCAGGUUUCUGGACGCUCUGAAGGUCGACCCAAUCAGCUCCGAAGUCUUACCCGAGAUUUUGCAUGCUCUGAGAGCUCUCAGUCUCUGCAAAACGGCACACCUGAAUCAUCGAGAUAUUGCUACAUUCAUCACCUACGCGCUACACGACGAUAGAGCUCUUCAAUCAGCCAAUCCAUUGUUGAGAACACCUCGCAACAGAUCUACAUCAAUUAAGUCGCUGACCCCUCGACUGAUCACGCCCGAAACAGCCAGUCCGACGUCAAGUCCACCGCCUAGACUCAGUCAAUCCAAUCUGGGUGUCAGCGUUGUCGAGACAUACUCGGAAGUUUUGUGUGGUUUUGAAACUAGUACACAUAUCAAGCGCUUUGAUCAGCAGGUACCAACACGAUGGAUACUCCAUUUAUUGGCAGAGCCUGAUGCUCGUGUUGUUGCUUCGACACUAUCAAUCAUAUCAAGGGCUAUCGUGGAGAUUCCUAGCUUCAAGCCCAAAUUUGCGGAGAAGAACAAUGGCUUCACAACAUUACAAGCUCGAUUACGAAGCCAUUGGACAUCCCCGAAAGUGUGGAUGGGGUGUUUUGCCAUACUCUUCGGACGUCCUUUUGUUUGCCAAGAGGAUGUGGAUGAUCUGACUAUAUUCCAUCUUAUGGAAGCGUUCAUGCAGCAAGGAGACACCGAGAUACGGCAUCCCGAGAUAUUCCCAGCGAUAUCAGGCAUGCUAGAAUCAGGACUCCGAGCUGUUGUGAAAGACUCUGCGAAGCAAAAAGACAGCGAGGUGGCCUCUGAGCUCAAUUCAAUCCCAAAGACAAUCACCCAGUUCCUUACGGACGUGCAUGCUCGGAGCAGGUCAUUCCGCGAUUUCGCCGUUGACUCUCAUUAUGUGCAGGAGCUACUCUUCGUACUAUUCCCACUCAUCACCAGCGCGGAUCGACUGAGUGCAUCUGCCGAGUUGGCCUCAGAGAGUCCACUAAAUUUCCAGGGUCGUGACGUCGUCCUAAGACCUCACUCCAAUUCACUGGGCGAGCGCCCGGCUGUACUCAGAAGCGGUUCUAGUAGAACACUACCUACACAGGGCCGUACACCCCAGUUACAGAUUCCUCGUAGGACGUCGUCUUUCGUCUUCGUCAACCCCGCUGCAUCAGAGGUCAAGCAAUCUACUGUCUCCACUCGCUUCAAUGCGAUAAUGUCACCUACAACAAGUACACCCGUCAAGAUCAAUGUUGGUAAUGCAGUUGUCGAAUCAUUACUCGAGCUCGUGGUUAUGGUAUACCUUGAGCAGGUUUCACAGCGCAAAGACUUUGCCGGUUUCGGUCUGUUUCUCAAAGUCCCACCCGGCUUCCAGGAACAUCAAGCAUACUUUGAGUCGUACGUUCUGCUUCAUACGAUGCAUCAGUUGUGGAACUACCUUCAACUGAAUCAAGAGUUGAUGGUCGAGCCCAGAACUUUGACGAACUUGGCCCGGUAUAGCUUACACAUGGCUGAGGCUGUGUUCGAGGGCUGGUUCAUUGAUGGAGCUCAACCGCUGCUUGACUUUACUGGCAAGGCAUUGGAGUAUCUGCAACAGCCAGCUGUUUCGUCAUCAAAAGGCGUGAGGUUGUGUUCCCAAGCAGUGUCCACCCUACGUUCAGUCUUCCUUCGUGUCACUCUUCUUCGCUUGUCCGAGCUUGAUGAGGCCGAGGAUGAUACAGAUGCUCUUGACUUUUUGAGGAAGAUGACUUAUUGGCAAACCAUCUUGUUCUCACCUCACAACCAGGAGUUACCAUUCAUAAGACUGAUCUGUUAUCUGCUUUACAUCAAGAUGACUUCUCCCUCAUCUCCGGUGCGGCAUGCUGCAGCCUCUUUAUGGAGGAUGUUGCUUGUGCAAAAGCCAACAGAAGCUGCUACCAUUUUGAUACAGAACGCGGAUCCGAAUCAACGUCACAUUUCGACCGGCCUAAUCAAAAUCGCUGCACACGACGACGACGAGCUUCUGCAGUGGAUUGAUCAGAAUCGGAAGCCUUUGGACGAGUUUUUCCAUGAGACUAUGUCCAGAUUCUGGGAUGAAUUCGUCGGCUCCGAAAAUCAGAAAACCGAAGAUUCGGCGAAAAACCGCCUUGCUAAGCGUAGGGAGAAGCUAAAGCAGUGGAAGACAACUGAGACAGAGCUUGACAAUGUCGCGCAUCGAUUUGAGGUUUCUACAAGACACUGGCGAUCCAACAUCCACUCACAGGAGCGACUGAAGUACCAAGGCGCGCUGCAAGAUCAGCAAGAAAAUCUAAACCAUAUACAGACCGUCAUCGCUAGGCUCGAGUCUUUGUUGAAACAGCCUUCAGGCCUCUUCCCUGAAAAAGGACCGCACAAAUGGCAACUCGAUCAAACAGAAUCACGCAAUAGAAUGCGCAUCCGGAUCGUGCCAGAUAUGCGCCGCAAUCAAGAGACCUAUCAGCCGAAGCGUAAAGCCUCUGAGCGAAUGUCCCAGACAAAGCUCCGCAUAGACACACAAGCUCGCCCCAGCCUAUCAGAUAAUAUAAUCUCAGCGGAACCUACACCAACAAGAACUCCUGCCAAUCCCGAUACACCACAAUUCGAGAACACCCCUCCAAGACAACGAGAAGAAUCACUGUCUGGCUCGGCCCUUCUCGAUGGUGAGUUUGAGAUGGUAGACGAUCCCAAAGAUGGCGAGGAAGGCUUUGAAGACAAGAACCGCAAAGUGUUGAAGAGUCUUCAACGUGGCGACCGAGUACAAAACAUAUGCAACGUCUCUCGUGUGGUCGGCUUGGAGGCCUUUGAGGGUCUUCUGAUCAUUGGCAAGAAAUGUUUGUACCUCCAAGACGAUAUGUUCCAACGAUCCGAUGGCGAGAUCGUCAGCGUCCCUCAUGCCCCAGAAGAAGAGCGCGAUCCUUACGUUCAACUCAUCUCGGGCAAGGAGAUCAAGACCAAGAAGAGACAGCGAACUGAAAGAGAGCCUGCAAGACAUUGGACUUGGCAGGAGCUGUUGCACAUCUCGAAACGACGUUUCUUGUUCCGAGACGUCGCUCUGGAAGUAUUCUUCACCGACGGUCGCAGCUACCUUCUGACAUUCAUGACGCCGACAGCGCGCAAUGACGUAUACUCCAAUCUUGCCGGGAAGUCACCACUUGUGUAUGGCUCGUUAUCCUCGUUACCUGCCGAGGAUGCUUGGAGACUCGACUCAUUGAGAAACCCUGAAGAAACACCUCAAAGCUUUGGUUCGAAGUUCGCAAACGUCUUCAAUUCGACAUCCUCCAACGCUGCGACUCGACGAUGGACGCGUGGCGAGAUCUCAAACUUCCAAUAUCUCAUGCUGGUCAACAACAUGGCCGGCAGAACUUUCAACGACCUCACACAAUAUCCUGUGUUUCCUUGGAUUCUUGCAGAUUACACGAGUGAGGAACUGGAUUUGACAGAUCCUCGCAGCUUCCGUGACCUGACUAAGCCGAUGGGUUGUCAGCAUCCUGCACGCGAGUCUGAGUUCCGUGACCGCUAUCGAGCCUUUGCCGAGAUGGGUGAUGAGCAUUCUCCCCCAUUUCACUACGGCACGCAUUACUCUUCGGCAAUGAUCGUCUCCUCGUACCUCAUUCGACUGCCACCAUUCGUGCAGUCCUACCUGCUUCUCCAAGGUGGCAAUUUCGAUCAUGCAGACAGAUUGUUCGACUCUAUCGAGAAGGCUUGGGUCUCAGCAUCGAAAGAAAACAUGACUGAUGUUCGUGAGCUGACACCAGAGUUCUUCUGUCUCCCCGAGUUCUUGCAAAACAUCAACAGUUAUGAUUUCGGCCAGAAGCAGGGCAGUGGGCAAACUAUCAACGAUGUCAUUCUACCACCCUGGGCGAAGGGUGAUCCUCACAUAUUCAUUGCAAAGCAUAGAGAGGCUCUCGAGAGUCCAUAUGUCAGUCAACAUCUCCAAGAGUGGAUAGACCUCAUCUUUGGAUACAAACAACGUGGUGAGGCAGCACUUGAAGCUACCAAUGUGUUCCACCAUCUAUCAUACCAGGGCGCGAAAGAUUUGGAUACCAUGCAAGAUGAAGUUGAAAAGCUUGCAACUAUCGGCAUCAUUCACAACUUUGGACAAACACCUCAUCAGGUCUUCCAGCGUGCGCAUCCCAGAAGAGAAGAAGAAAAACACAGAGUGGAGAGACUUGACACUAUUGCCGAGUCAUUGAUCAAAUUACCGUUCCCGUUGCAUGAGAGUCACGAAAAAGUCACGGCAUUGACAUAUUCACCCAGUCAAGAACGUUUGCUAUGUUCUCCUCCGUGCAAGCUCAAUGUGCCACCUGCUUGCAAGAGCUAUCUGCAAUGGGGCUUUGCCGACAACAGUCUCCGCUUCUUCACUGCCGAUAAUAGAAGAAUGCUCGGCUUGUACGAAAAUCUGCACAUUGGUCAAAUCAGUACUGCGCUAUUCGCAGAUUCAAAGACCCUUAUUACGGGAGGCGCGGACAGCACUAUCGGUGUGUGGACCAUUGGUUUCGGUUCAGAUUCCGUGGACAUACAGUCGAGGACCUAUCUCUUCGGUCAUCGCACUCCCGUCAGCGUCCUUGCCGCCUCUCGCGCUUUCAGCACCUUGGUCUCAGCAUCAACAGAUGGUCAAGUGUACCUUUGGGAUCUCAACCGCUUCGACUGCGUACGAGUGCUUCAAGAAGCAAAUGAUGGUAACCGCACAAUUUCAUGUGCCAAAGUCAAUAAUCUGACUGGACAUAUUGUGCUGUGCAGUGGAGCAUUCGUCCGCGUUCUCACUUUGAACGGACAUCUACUUGUCGAGCAGAAAGUCUGCGAUGUUGAAGACGAUGAAAUCAAAUGUUGCGCUUUUUACGAGGGUGCUGACAAUGAGUGGGUGGAACGUGUGUUGCUCUUUACCGGCCAUAAACGUGGCAUUGUCAAUGUCUGGUCACUGGUCACACUUCGCGAUGGGGCAUGGCAUCUUCAACUCAUCAAGCGAUUGAUGCAUGUGGAGCCUACGCGUGGCGAACCGACUAUGCAAGUCCCAACAAUUACUUGUGUUCUUCCCAUGUCACAGGUCGUAUACACUGGUGAUGAGGAUGGCAAAGUCUACGAGUGGAAUUGUGUUCAAAGGCAUGGAGCUGGACCAUUUGCAGUCUGGCGUUGA
Aureobasidium subglaciale EXF-2481 is the source of this 6858-nucleotide messenger RNA. RefSeq lists its product as uncharacterized. Gene Ontology annotation, molecular function: protein binding. The transcript has 3 exons. The coding region runs from base 1 to 6858 and encodes 2285 amino acids. The record is from RefSeq and is a predicted model, not a curated record. Lineage: Eukaryota; Fungi; Ascomycota; Dothideomycetes; Dothideales; Saccotheciaceae.